Rhineura floridana is the source of this 3168-nucleotide messenger RNA. RefSeq lists its product as uncharacterized. The transcript is spliced from 2 exons. The coding region runs from base 681 to 3152 and encodes 823 amino acids. The record is from RefSeq and is a predicted model, not a curated record. Lineage: Eukaryota; Metazoa; Chordata; Lepidosauria; Squamata; Rhineuridae.
GGCUUUUUCGUAGCCGUCCCCCAAUUGAUUUGCUACGCCGCGGCUUCACUUAUCGACCCCGCUGCUGCAACACGAGCCGGCGUACCUCAGUCCACCAUUGCUUCUUCAUUGUCCGCCAUUUUUGAGUAGAUUUUCCCGCGCCUGACCCGGCCGCCAUUUUGUUGCCCUCAUUUCCACUCCUGUACUAACGUAUAUAGGGCUGCCUUGAUAGGGCUCCCUGUGUGUGUCAACUGUUCUAGGACCCUAUAGACAAUACUAGGGUUCUUUUUCAUCACGACCACUGCUGUAUCCCAAGACUGUGACUGUGCCCUACUGUGACUGUGAUCUCCGCUGUCUGUGCUGCUCAUAAGCCGUGGCUGCGUUUUAAACUGUCUGAAUCAUACUCUGCUGUGGCUGUGUGCUGAGACUUUGACAUUGUGCACAAGUAGAACUGUACAUUCUGCCCCAUCUGUGGCUGUGUACCUGCCUGCCUACACUGUACAUUCUGCUCCUUCCGUGUGGGCUGAGACUGUGAUAAUCUGCACAAGUUGAACUGUACCCUCUGCUACAUCCGUACAACUACCAAUCUGUGACUGUGUGCCAGGCUGUUGAUACUACACAAUAAUUACCAUCGUACAUUCUGCCCCCUCUGUGGCCGUGUACUUAGCGAUCUGCUAGUGCAUUCUACCCCCUCUGUGGUCAUGUACUCAGCAUAUUCGGGUCUUUACAUUCUGCCCCCUCUGUGGCCGUGUAUUGCAUACCCUAGUGAAUACAAGAUGGCAGAACAGCCAGAGACACCUAAGGCAACUAAGACCAAGCAUGUCAAAGCUGUGGCCAAGACUAAACACCUCUCCGGCCACAGCAAAACCAAACGCCCACGAUAUGCCUCUAUUCCGACUCGCACUAGAGCAGGCCAGGCACAGCUAACAGACAUAUUUCAUUCUCCCGCUGCCUCCUCUGCCGAAGACGAAUUUGCGGGUUUUCCUGAACAGCCAACAACUGGCCAGCCUCUUUCCAUAUUAUUGCCCCAUCCGCCGUCACAGUCUACCGCGCCUCCUACUCAAGCACUACCAUCUGCUUCACUGGGGCUGCAGCUGUCUCAGGAAUUUCUUGCCCAGUUACAAGGCAUGUUGUCCUUUUUACAAACACAGUCACCACAGGUUCCUGUCAUACCUCAGCACAGUAUGGGCCAAUAUGUAUAUAAUGAGGCAAAUCCAUCUUGCUCCCCAAAUCCUUUUGAUGUUACCAGAGGCAGAUGUAUCGAUGACUUAUCAUGUGGGGCGGAGUCACCCUUUCUGGAGCAAGUCGAGGGUGACGAAUGGAGUGAUUAUUCGGAACACGAGGAGGAUACAUCGUACCGCUUGUUUAAUCCCUCCGACUAUCAGCCUCUUGUUCGCAGGGUAGUUAACACCCUUGGUCUCCACACUACUCCACCGGCAGCUACCACUCCAGCUAUUAAAGGGGCCAGGGUCCUCAAAUCACCUGCACCAGUCGAACAUUACCUCCCGGUGCCAGACCCCAUCGCAAAACUGGCUGCCGAUGAAUGGUCUCAUCCUUUGCAAGCUCGCCGCUUCAAGAACCUUGCGGACAAGCUUUACUCUCUGGCUCCUGACUUUACCACCAAACUGGCCGUUCCUGGCAUAGACGAGCCUAUCGCUAAUCUAGUUUCUCGCUCUCUUUUGCCACGGGAAGGUGAAUCCCAACUACAAGAUGCUACUGAGCGGAGGUUGGACUUCGCUCUACGCAAGAAUCAUGAGGCCACCACUUUCUCCAUGCGCGCCUCCGCAUCAGCUUCCGUUUUCUCCAGGGCAGCAAUGAUGUGGCUGGAUGAUCUUCUAGAGGAUCCUAAUCCUGAUCCCACAUCGAUAAGAAGGUCACUGAUAAAGCUGCGUAAGACGGCGGCGUUUGUAGCUGAUGCCACCUUAGACGCCAAUCAACUGGGAGCACGAGCCAUGACGGCUCAGAUAGUCGCUCGACGCACCCUUUGGCUUCGUCACUGGCAAGCUGACUCCACAGCCAGAGUUAAUCUCUCCAGGGCACCUUACUCCGGAUCUUUACUCUUCGGCGACGAAGCCCUAAAGGCAGUACUUGUUGAUCAGAAGGAUGCUCGCAAACCGGUUUUGGCCACUGUCAAGCAGAUUGACCACCGACCUUUCAGGCGCUUCCCCUCAUUCCGUACGAACCAGCCCUUUCGAGGAACGUGGUCUGGAGGACGAGGCCGCGACUUUCGAUCCUAUGACUACCGUACCUUCAGGGGAGCCUGGAACAGACGUUUCCAGGGCAGAGGCCCAUGGUUGGUUAGCCAACGUCGACAAAAGCCAUCUACAACCGACCCAACGCCUACAGCAUGUAGGUGCAAUGUUGGACACCCUGCAAGCGACGGUGUUCCUGUCACCAGAUCGUAUAAUUGCUAUCACAGACAUCACAAGAUCUCUGCUGCACAAAACAUCUGCAGACGUCAUGUUUCUAGCCAGGGUGCUCGGAAUGUUCAUCUCUACCAUCCAUAUUGUGCCAUGGGCUCGAGCUCAUACUCGCCAUCUUCAGUGGGUCUUGCUACCGUUCCAACAAGACAUUGCCAGAUCAAACCAUUGAGCAAUCCCCUUGAGUCCUGCGCUCCGCCUUUCGUUCCGCUGGUGGACGAGGGUCCAACAUCUUUCCAAGGGCACCCCGCUCAGAGACCCCCGCAGGACUGUUGUCACCACAGAUGCCAGUCUGAUCGGCUGGGGAGCCCACUGCAACUCCCAGUACGUUCAGGGAGUUUGGUCCACAACAGAGCAGACUCACAGCAUCAAUUGGUUGGAGCUAAAGGCUGUCCACUCAGCUCUGCUUGUUUUUCAGUCUCUGUUCCCUUUGGACCAUGUUCUCAUUCGAACGGACAACACGUGUGUAAAAUCACAUUUGAACAGACAGGGGGGCACCAGGUCUCGCCCUCUGCAGGACUUAGCCUCCCUCAUCUUCGUCUGGGCAGAACACCAUCUACAAUCUCUGAAAGCAGAACAUCUCUGAGGGACUUGGAAUGUGACGGCAGACUGGCUCAGCAGACAACAGGUUUUUCCGGGCGAAUGGAAACUUCAUCCAACUAUUUUCCAUCGUCUCCAGUGUCGAUUUGGCGCCUUCUCAGUCAACCUGUUUGCUUCCAGUCGCAAUUAUUUAUUUAUUUAUUUCAUUUUUAAACCGCCCAUAGCGAGU